Molecule: messenger RNA, 2118 nt
Organism: Metarhizium album ARSEF 1941
Lineage: Eukaryota; Fungi; Ascomycota; Sordariomycetes; Hypocreales; Clavicipitaceae
Product: long-chain-fatty-acid--CoA ligase FAA2
Exons: 3
Coding region: 1-2118 (705 amino acids)
Biological process (GO): long-chain fatty acid metabolic process
Cellular component (GO): membrane; endoplasmic reticulum
Molecular function (GO): long-chain fatty acid-CoA ligase activity
Source: RefSeq, a predicted model, not a curated record
AUGCCUCCCGCCCAGGAUCCUGCCACGCUUCAGCUCGAGCUCGGCGCUGUCCCCCCCCCGGGCUCCCCCUACGGCGUUCCCGUCCCCGGUUCAGAGCGUCCCGGCCGCAGCGCCGUCUACAGAGGCUGGCGAUUCCGCGAUAGGGAGCUUCUGACCACCUUUGAUCCCAACGUGCGCUCCAUACACGACUUGUUCGAGGCUGCGGCUCUCAGGGUUCCCAACAGGCGAUGCAUGGGCACUCGUCAAUGGAACUCCGCCACCCAGACUUGGGGAGACAAGUUUGAGUGGGUCAACUACGCCGACGUUGCCGACCGGAGAAAGAACUUUGGCGCCGGCCUUGUCGAGAUCCACAAACGCAUCGGAUAUCCCAAGGACAAGUACGGCGUUGGUCUCUGGUCCCAGAACCGUCCCGAGUGGCACAUCGCCGAUCUCGCCGCCGCCUCCCAGUCGCUUUAUACCGUUUCGCUGUACGAGACCCUCGGGCCCGAUGCCACAGAGUACAUCAUCAACCAUGCCGAACUGCCCAGCGUCGUGUGCUCGCUUCCUCACAUUUCCAGGCUCAUCAAGCUUGCGCCGCGUAUCCCCUCCCUGAAGCUCAUCGUGUCCAUGGACCCCCUUGAGCACGGCGAGCUUCCUGGCCUGUCCAAGGCCGAUCUCCUAAGCGACCUUGCUGCUCAGCACGGCAUCAAGAUCUACUCCAUGACCGAGGUCGAGAAGAUUGGUGUCGAAUCUGGCCGUCCCGUGCGCCCCGCUGACUGGGAUGACAUUGUCACCAUCAACUACACCUCAGGCACCACUGGCCCUCCCAAGGGUGUUGUCCUCUCCCACGGAAAUGCUGUUUCCGCCAACGCCGCUGCUCGCCUGGGUGGUCUCGUCAAGGAGGGUGACGUUCACAUGUCAUACCUGCCACUGGCGCACAUCUAUGGUCGUCUCAUUGAUCACAUUGCGCUGUCUGAAGGUGCCGCCGUGGGCUUCUUCCGCGGCGAUGUUUUGGGUCUCGUCGACGACCUCAAGAUCCUCAAGCCCACAGGCUUCAUUUCCGUCCCACGACUGUUUAACCGAUUCAACUCGGCCAUUCGCACCGCCACGGUGGAGGCUGACGGCUUCAAGGGCGCUCUUUCAAGGCACGUCGUCAACUCCAAAAAAGCUGCCAUGAAGGCUGCUCCCGUUCAGGCCUCCAACACCCACUUCUUCUGGGACAGAAUCUGGACCCGCAAGGUCAGAGCUGCCGUUGGUCUCGAUAACGCCCACACCAUGAUCAGCGGAAGCGCUCAGCUCGACCCCGAUGUUCAGGAGUUCCUGCGCGCCGCUUUCGCCAACACAUUCCAGCAGGGCUGGGGCAUGACCGAGACAUAUGCCACCGGCACUCUUCAGAUGAACGGGGACUUCUCUACCGGCAACGUUGGCCCCCCAAUGGGUGACGUCGAGCUGUGCCUCGAGUCCGUCCCCGAGUUUGAUUAUACUGUCGACGAUAAGCCCAAUCCCCGCGGUGAAGUGCUCAUCAGAGGCCCAGCCAUCUUCAAGGAGUACUAUAAGAACGAGGAGGAGACCAAGAAGGUGCUCGAGGCUGAUGGCUGGUUCCACACGGGCGACAUCUGCGAGAUUGACAAGCUUGGCCGCUUUAAAAUUAUCGAUCGCAAGAAGAACGUCUUGAAGCUGUCUCAGGGCGAAUACAUUUCCCCUGAGCGUAUCGAGAACGUCUACGCUGCCAACACCAACCUCAUCAACAUGGGCUACGUCCACGGCGAUGCCAAGGAAUCUGUGCUCGUUGCCAUCUUUGGCGUCGACCCUGAGAACUUCCCUACUUGGGCCUCCAAGGUCCUGGGCCGCACCGUUUCCAGUGACCCCAGUGACAUGCGAGCCGCCGCCAAGGAGUCCAAGAUCAGGCAAGCCUUUCUCAAGAUUCUCGACAACAUUGGCCGCAAGCACAAGUUCAACAGUUUUGAGAAGGUCAGGGGCAUCUACCUGGAUGUUGAGCCCUUUACUAUCGACAACGAGCUCCUCACCCCGACCCUCAAACUCAAGAGACCCCAAGCUGCCAAGAAAUACCGCGCCGAAAUCGACGCCAUGUACGCUGAAAUUAACAACGCCCAAGCUGCUGGCUCGGCGAAGCUGUAG